Cotesia congregata is the source of this 696-nucleotide messenger RNA. The record is from the annotation of a GenBank genome assembly. NCBI's taxonomy places the organism in Eukaryota, Metazoa, Arthropoda, Insecta, Hymenoptera, Braconidae.
AUGAAGAUAAAAAUGGUGGACAUAGCUGGAAACCUCAGUUUCGUUAGAGAUAAAAUUUCUCAAGCAUGUUCUAGACGUCCAUCUGAGUUAGGUAAUGUAAUACCGCGACUGGUUGCUGUCAGCAAGACAAAGCCGCCAAAUUUGGUGAUAGACGCUUACGACGCCGGUCAACAACACUUUGGGGAAAAUUACGUCAACGAGUUGAUCGAAAAAGCCGGACACCCUGAUAUCCUAAAGCGUAACAUCCGCUGGCAUUUCAUCGGUCACCUGCAGAGAAACAAAGUAAAUAAAGUGCUGGCGGUGCCGAAUCUCUGGGUUGUCGAGACAGUCGACUCGAAUAAAUUGGCAACGGCGCUAGAUAUUGCUUGGCCGAAGUUCAGAAGAAGUGAUGACUCCAAGCUUAAUAUUAUGGUCCAAGUAAACACCAGCAAAGAAGAAGAAAAUUGUAAAAAUUUAAACUUCUUGGGAAUUAUGACAAUUGGAGCCUACGGUUACGAUCCAGCGAGCGGUCCUAAUCCAGACUUUCUUUCUUUGAGACAGUGCAGGGAAGAAAUUUGUAAAGAAUUGAGUCUUGAUAAAGAGCAAGUUGAAUUAUCUAUGGGAAUGUCUACUGACUUUGAGCAUGCUAUUGAACUUGGCAGUACAAAUGUGAGAGUAGGAAGCUUGUUAUUCGGUGAACGGCCACCCAAGCACUGA